AUGGUUAAAUCUACGCCAAGAACCACGAAAGUUACUCGCAGAAGAAGGCAAUUUAAAUCCUGUUUAUUUUGCAGGAAAAGAAAACUGAAAUGUGAUCAUGUAAAACCGAUUUGUAAACAAUGCUCAAAGAGGGGGAUUAAUAAAUGUAUUUAUUCUGAGGAUUUUAAUUAUGACAUCACAGCUGAGGAGCUAUUUGAAAAAUUUCCAAAUGUACAACUGGUUGAGGAAGUUACAAAAUUACAAACCCAGAUAGAAACCAAUAAUCCAAAUUUUCCUAGAGACCCCACAAAGUUACAAUUUAUAGGACAACCCUACUUUAGUAAGAAUGAUAAACAAUUGUAUGGAUAUUCUUCGGUAAGAUGUAUGACAAAUUUCCAAUCGGAUUUUAUUCAGAAAAUGUAUAUGAAUACUUUGGAACAAAUAAAUCAAGAAUUCCAAAAACAAAGAAAACCCUAUCCUGUUACCAUAGAAACUUCAGAUUUACCACAACUAUUAGAUGAUGAACUGGUGAAUGUAUGUAAAGAACUCCCUGGAUAUGAUAUAAUGAAACUGUGUUUAGUUCAUUUCUUUAACAGUUCAUUGUUUGAUCUUCUGGGGGUAAUUGAUGAAAAGAAAACACUCGACACAUUUUCGGCAUACUUCAUUCCGAAUGAAAAGGAUGAAGACGACGUAUCAAAAGCAACACAAAUAGUUAUUCCUUCCAACGGGAACAUUUUCCAGGUAGCAAUCAUUAUACUUAUUGUUGCAAUAUCGCCGUAUACCCAGAGUAUCAGCCCAUCGUUAAAUAGAUUUUUGGUUAUAGUUGCUAAUUUGUCGGCAAAUUAUACCGGUUAUGUGGAAUUUUGCCAAUUUUUAGUGUUACGGUGUAUGUGUAGAUCUUAUGAUGAUAAAUUAGAUUUUUCAAAUGAUCUAGUAAAAAAAAAUCUAAUAUGCAAACUUUGUCAGGGGUGCCUAGACUUGGGUUUGGCUAACGUUGAUGUUUUUUACUCUGAACUUACAUAUACAACAUCAGAAUUGAUUAGUAUGAAGAAAACAUUUUACUGGACAUUAUUUCUUGAUGUCUACACAGCUCUACAAUUUGGUACCCAGGUAUAUAUCCAGGAUGGUUCUAUAGACGGUAGAACGAUAUUUGAUGCCGAUAUAGCAGUUUGUGGUACAGGUGUAAACAAGAGAAGAAAUGGUUUGCUUAAGGAAUUUUUAAUGAUUAUGAGAACUAUGCUUAACCAGUUCAAUCAGAUAAAAGGUAUGCCUCAUUGCAAUAUCGUGAAUCAUAUAGGGUCAAUUCAAAAAUUCAUCCAAACCAAAUUAUUACCUAUGAAGUUUUAUGCUGACUUUGAUUCUCCCGUAAUGAUGGACCCAUUAGAUUUGAUUAUAUUGGGUAUUUUGAUAGAAUCUUUAAUUGUCCUGAAUCAUUCCAGGAAGAAAUAUUAUCAUGAAAUUAACUCAGAAGUUGAUAGGGAUAUUAUUCAUUAUUGUAACUUGCUUAGUAACAUUAGUUUUCGAUCAAUCAUUGGCGGACAUGCAGUGGAUCAGUUCGCAUAUCCUGGACUUUUUGCUGAUCUAAAAGGAGAGACGCCUCAUCUUCAUUUAUUUUUGGGCAUAACUGAGGAAUUUUUGACUAGAUCCAUAUUUCAUUUUUACUCUCUUAUUUUUGAGGGUAUAUCUAAUGAUAAUUCUAUUACUAGUAAUGAAGGUCAUCUGAACUUGAUAGGCAGUCAUGCUUCUGUUAUGAAACUGCAGAAUCUCUUCAAUAAAGUAAUGGAAGGCAAUGAAAGAAAAUUAUUAUCUAGAUUGAAAAGGGCAGAUUCAUUUAUUUAUUGCUUUCUUUUGCAAACUAUUUCUUUUAAAUUCUGGGUAUGUGUCGCCAAUGGAACCUAUGAACUUCAUGAAGGUUUAGGUGAUGCUUGCUCAAACGAAGAAACCAUGGCUAACGUAAUAUCUGAAAGACAUUCUAAAUUAUUAGAUAAUUUGAGCGCUUGGAAUAAAGAAGACAUAGUAUCUAAAUUAAUUUCUCGGUUUAAUUAA
Molecule: messenger RNA, 2025 nt
Organism: Maudiozyma barnettii
Lineage: Eukaryota; Fungi; Ascomycota; Saccharomycetes; Saccharomycetales; Saccharomycetaceae
Product: Zn(II)2Cys6 transcription factor
Exons: 1
Coding region: 1-2025 (674 amino acids)
Biological process (GO): regulation of DNA-templated transcription
Molecular function (GO): DNA-binding transcription factor activity, RNA polymerase II-specific; zinc ion binding
Source: RefSeq, a predicted model, not a curated record